GACUGCAGACAUAGUACAGGAAAUGGCCAGAGACUGUGGACAUAGUACAGGAGAUGACAGAGACUGCAGACAUAGUACAGGAGAUGACCAGAGACUGCAGACAUAGUACAGAUGACCAGAGACUGCGGACAUAGUAUAGGAAAUGACCAGAGACUGUGGACACAAUACAGAUGACCAGAGACUGCGGACAGUACAGGAGAUGACCAGAGACUACGGACAUAGUACAGGAGAUGGCCAGAGACUGCAGACAGGAGAUGACCAGAGACUGCGGACACAGUACAGG
This is a messenger RNA of Staurois parvus, 283 nucleotides long. NCBI's taxonomy places the organism in Eukaryota, Metazoa, Chordata, Amphibia, Anura, Ranidae. The record is from the annotation of a GenBank genome assembly.